This is a messenger RNA of Meloidogyne enterolobii, 324 nucleotides long. The record is from the annotation of a GenBank genome assembly. NCBI's taxonomy places the organism in Eukaryota, Metazoa, Nematoda, Chromadorea, Rhabditida, Meloidogynidae.
AUGGGGAAGGGUUUUCAUUCUAAAUCAGAAAGAAAUAAUCAACAACAAAAAAAUAAAUUACCUUCUUAUUAUGCUUCACCAGCUAAAACAACAUUUAGUGUUAAAGAACCUUCAGCACCUCAACAUUCACCAUUACCUACAAAUAUACCUCCAAUAACUCCACCAAUUGGGCAUAUCGACCAUUCGAUUAAUUAUAAUAAUGCUGCAUUAUUUGCUGUUUCUGGGGCUAUAAAUUAUGGAGGGGGAGGAGGUUCUAGAAGUUGUUCAGAUAUUUCAAUUGCAAAAUGUGGAAAUUAUUCAACACAAGACUUGACAAUUAGGUGA